AUGGAACUUACGCACAUCGAAAGCCGAAGGCAUAGGCUUAUUCGUGAAGGUAAAUGGAUGGAACACUUGCGUCAAAAAGAUGCUUUACGCAUUACCAACGUCGUAAGAAGCCAUUAUAUGCAAAUUAUUCGCGAUUAUGAUGACUUAGAAUACUUGGGUAAUAUAACAAUCGGUACUCCGCCGCAAUACUUCCAAAUUGUACUGGACACGGGCUCUUCAAAUUUAUGGAUUCCAUCGGCAAGUUGCACAUCUCUCAGCUGUACGGUUCAUAAUCAGUUCAAUGAAACAGCUUCAUCGACAUAUGCAAACAACGGUACAUCAUGGUAUAUUGGUUACCUGGAUGGAUCCGGUGCUGAUGGCGUCCUCGGUACGGAUAUUGUCCGUUUGGACCCUGCAGACGGCAUACUUGGACUCGGUUUCACGUCUUUGGCUAUCAACCACGUCUCGCCACCUCUCAUUAAUGCUAUACAGCAAAAAUUACUUCAGGAACCUAUAUUUACAGUCUGGAUGGAACACCGGGUUUGCUACAUUAUUCUGUUGUUAUUAACCUGA
Gongylonema pulchrum is the source of this 552-nucleotide messenger RNA. NCBI's taxonomy places the organism in Eukaryota, Metazoa, Nematoda, Chromadorea, Rhabditida, Gongylonematidae. The record is from the annotation of a GenBank genome assembly.